Rhinichthys klamathensis goyatoka is the source of this 1423-nucleotide messenger RNA. RefSeq names its product immunoglobulin (CD79A) binding protein 1 (gene igbp1). Lineage: Eukaryota; Metazoa; Chordata; Actinopteri; Cypriniformes; Leuciscidae. The transcript has 6 exons. Gene Ontology annotation, cellular component: cytosol. Gene Ontology annotation, biological process: regulation of signal transduction; regulation of dephosphorylation. The record is from RefSeq and is a predicted model, not a curated record. Gene Ontology annotation, molecular function: protein phosphatase 2A binding. Bases 58 to 1119 code for a protein of 353 amino acids.
AACGCUAAGAACAGGAAAAGACGGAAGCCGAGUUGGGUCUUAAAAACGCGUUGAGAAAUGGCGGCUGCUGAAGACACAAACAGUACACAAAACCCCAGUGGUUCAGAUGCUCCGAAGCUGUCGGAUUUACUGGAUCGGGGUUGGAAGCUGUAUGAUGAGGUGGACACCACGCAUGAGUCGAGCAGCUCCACCGCGGUGCAGGUGAAAGUGAAGCGCGCCAUCGUGCAACUGGAGGAGGCGACGAGGAUGGUCAAUCAGCUGAACCUGUUCAGUCAUAAUGAGGCCCUGGAGGAGAUCUCCACAACCGACCUGAAGUACCUGCUGUUGCCGGCUCUGCUGGGAGCGCUCACCAUGAAACAAGUGAACCCCAGCAAGCGGCUGGAGCAUGUGCAGGCGGCCCACGUCUACUUCAGGGACUUCCUCCAGAGGUGCAAGGACUAUGACAUAUGUAGCUUUCAGCUGCCCAGAGCCAGUGAGAACACAACAGAUACUCCUACUGAGGAGCGCAUGAAUCCAUCAGUCCCCAUGCCAAUGUCACAGCCAGACCUUAUCGCCAUGGCAACACAAAGACAAGCCAAAAUCGAGAGGUUUAAUCAGCGUAAGGAGACAGAAGCCAAGCUGAGUGAGAUCAGGGGACUAGUUGAAUCGGGUUCAGCUGAUGAAGAGGUGGUGAGAGAUUUUUACCUGCUGCACGUGCGCAGGUGGGUGACACUAGCCCUCGAGGAGAUCGACUCCAUCAACCAGGAGAUCGAGAUCCUGAAACGCAUGGAGCUUUUCAAGCAGAGCAACCCCCAGCCAUCCCCACCCAAAAGACCGCCCAUGAAGCCUUUUAUCCUGACUAAGGAUGCUAUGCAGGCGAAAGUGUUUGGUGAGGGAUAUCCCAGCCUUCCCACCAUGACAGUGGACGAUUGGUAUGACCAACACCGACGGCAAGGAUGUUUACCUGACCAGGGCAUACCACGCAGCGCAGCAGAUGGCGAUGCAGAGGAGGAUGAGAGAGCUGAGAGAGAGAGGAAGGAAGAGAACGAUGAUGAAGAGGCACUGCAGAAGGCACGUGACUGGGACAACUGGAAGGACACACACCGGAGAGGAUAUGGCAACCGCAAGAACAUGGGCUGAUCUAAUCUCAUACACGCACGCAGACGCACACACACACACGCAUCCUUUCGGUUCCCACAAAUAAACAUCCCAAUGCUGCCAAUGUGACAUGGACACAACAGAGAGUGGCGCUGUAGUGGUUAGCUAAUUUGGUUACUUUUUUUCUAAACAGAUUUAGCAUAGUUGACAUUCUUUUAAAUGUCUUUAAAUAAAUCUUAAAUGAGACCUUAAGCCCCUGGGCAUCUGUAGAGAUGGAUGUUUGGGCGUCCUUGCAUCGCUCCACAUCACUCUUUCCCACAUGAUUAAAUGUUUGCCUUUUCAUGGA